Messenger RNA from Labrus bergylta (ballan wrasse), 4706 nucleotides. It is a transcript of the gene alx4a, whose product is annotated as ALX homeobox 4a. The record is from RefSeq and is a predicted model, not a curated record. Gene Ontology annotation, molecular function: DNA-binding transcription activator activity, RNA polymerase II-specific; RNA polymerase II transcription regulatory region sequence-specific DNA binding. NCBI's taxonomy places the organism in Eukaryota, Metazoa, Chordata, Actinopteri, Labriformes, Labridae. Gene Ontology annotation, biological process: regulation of transcription by RNA polymerase II.
AUGAACGCCGAGGCGUGCGUUUCAUACAGCGAUAUGACAUCGAUGGAUUCAUAUUAUAGCCCAUCUGCAGCGCCAGGUAGGGAUCAUCAACACCACACGGACCACUUUAGGACAUAUCCAGCCUCUGACACCAAAUACAGCCCCACUGCCUUCCUGCCCAACAAAGGUCAGGGGUACGGAGAAAAGUCCCGGAGCCCCUUCCAGUUGCAGCAGCAGCAGGAGUGCCAGUCAUUGGAUGCCGCCGCAGCUGGGCAAGGCACUUUCAGCAAAUACCACCUCUUCAUGCAGAGGUCUUCUUGCAAAACACCCCCCGAGGAGGGCAAACUGCACCAGGAGAGCGGACACAACGGAGCGCUUAUCCCGUGCUAUGGUAAAGACAGUUCCGGUCUGACAGACUCUGACUUGGCUCCGGACUCUGACCCACCUGGAAUGGACUCCAGCUACCUGUCUGUGAAGGAUCAGGGCGUAAAGGCGGCCUCUGAUAGACCACCAGGCACAGACCUGUCGAGCCCUCUGGACAAGGGUGACGGCGGCGAAAGCAACAAGGGCAAGAAGAGACGCAAUCGCACAACCUUCACCAGCUACCAGCUGGAGGAGCUGGAGAAGGUUUUCCAAAAGACGCACUAUCCUGACGUGUACGCCCGGGAGCAGCUGGCACUGAGGACCGACCUGACUGAAGCCAGAGUACAGGUUUGGUUCCAGAACCGAAGAGCAAAAUGGAGGAAAAGAGAGCGAUUUGGUCAGAUGCAGCAGGUCCGGACACAUUUCUCCACAGCCUAUGAGCUGCCUCUUCUGACACGGCCUGAGAAUUAUGCACAGAUUCAGAACCCUUCUUGGAUCGGUGGUAGCAGCGCAGCGUCUCCUGUGCCGGGCUGUGUUGUGUCCUGUGACACUGUGACUCCCUGUAUGACACCUCCCCACUCUGCAAGCGGGGUGUCUGAUUAUUUGGGUGUGCAGAGCCCUGGAGGUCACAUGGGUCAGGCACACAUGGGCAGCCUGUUUGGAGGAUCUCCCGGGAUGGCGACCAGCAUCAACGCGUACGAUCUGAACAUGGACCCUGACCGCAAGUCCUCUAGUAUCGCUGCUUUGCGAAUGAAGGCCAAAGAGCACAGUGCAGCUAUAUCUUGGGCCACAUGAUGUGUUGAUACUUGCUGGAGGGGGAAUCAUGUUGACCUCUUUAAUGUCUACACAAACCCAGCAUGGGGGCACUAGAUUUUUUUUUUAAAACCUCUAAAGGCAACAGUGACUACCUUCAGAAAUGUUGCAAUAAAAUAGUUCUGCAAAUAAAUGGAUGGAUGAGGAGAAAACAACAUGAGAUUUGGUAAGGCAGGUGAUGUGGCACAGCCAUGUUUUUCAGCCCCUCUGGUGGGAGAAGGCAGCCAUAGAGGAGAGGAGUUAGCUUUGUGCAAAGCAUGCUGGGAGUUGAUGCUGUACUGUACAACAGGAGUUGCAGUGUAGUGCUGAUAAUGUACAAAGAAUAUUUUUAAGAAUUAAAAAAAUCCAUGCACUUAUUUGCCAAAUUAGUUUUUGAACAGUGCUUUCAGUGUUGUUGUAGUUCUCUGUCCAGGUGCUGUUUUAUCUUACUUUAUUAUUUAAAUUUGAGUGUCAAUGUUUUUUUCUCCCCAUCAGUCUUUUUGUUUCUGAAUAAGCAAGCAUCCUUAAAAUAAUCUUAAGUUCAAAUGUCUUUGAUAAAUGCCAUUUACAUGUUAUUCUAGGGAAUCUUUGUCAGCGCAUCAGUGUGUACCUUAAGUUACACUGUUAUGAUAGCACUACAGAAACCUCUUUAUAUUGAGCAUAUCUGACACAUUGUGAAGCCUGGAGAUUCAAAACAAACAUAUCAGUUGCUGAAAAAGUUUGACGUGGUCCGACCCUCUACACACAACAUUUACAAUUCAAACACAUGAAAUGUGGUUUGUUUUAGUGUGGUCAGGGCGAGAAAUCCACCUGCCACACUGACUCAGCCUGCUGACGGCCCUAGAGAGGAAGGGAUGGAGGAGGAAGUUGUGUGUGAGAGUACGAGAGGGGCACAGCAGGCCUGCUGCUCUCAGGGCUUAAGAGCCUGGGAGCGCCAGUCUCAAAACAGAGCCAGCUCUGUUUCAGAGAGGACAGAGUCCAAGUGGACAUAACUGUGCCCCUUACCAUUUCCAGUCUCAGGAGUUUCAGGGAGAAGUACCUACUAGUCAUUCUGCCAGAAAUAACACCAAAAUCAGCAGCGGCCACCUUUGAAACAAGAGGAGGCUGGUGGAGAUUACACAGAGUGUGUUGACACUGAAAGGAUGUCAGUGUUCAACAGCCUUUUCUGGACUUUACCAUGGCUAUGUAAUGCUGUGUUGGUAUACGCUUUAUUGUAUGUCUAUCUAUAUAUUUUUUUCUCAUUAUUUCUUUAGAUGCCAAACCAAGGACACCAUCAUAUAAGUUAAUGCAGAGCAGCCUGUAGCUUUGCGCUACACCUCAGUUGGAUUUGGACAAAAUGUCAUCCUUCACUUCUAAGUCGUAUUUAACUACAAAACUGACAUCAACCCCUCCACCCCAAAUAUAAUCAGAUAUCUUCAAACAUAUCUUAGUGACAUUGUAUGCAGGACAAUGUUAUAUUAUUAGCAAAUCUGAAUCAUCAACCAAGCUCUGCAGGCAGCUGACCCAGGGCUUUGAAUCCUGCUGUCAGUAGUGUUUUUCAGAAGGCUAUUUGUUUGCUUGCAUAUUUGUUUCUGAAUAUACAUUGCUUCAGUGCAAUACUGACCUGGUCCAUCAUUAUUAUGCUUUGUUGUUCACUUAUCUUAUAGCUUUCAAAACAAUAUCCAUUUAGAAGAAAAAACCUGACUCAUCUUAAAUAACAUAGUAUUGCGCAUAGCUGCUACCUGGGGCUAACUUAAGCUUGAGGCACACAGGUAACACAGUCAACAAGGAAUUUAAAACACUUACCUACAAUAUAAAUGAAGCUCUUCCUGAAGGUCCUCUUCAUCCUCUGUCCUCUCUCAUCGUUCUUAAUCCUCCAUCAUGCUACCAGCUGACACUUUGUUUGAUUUAGUUGUCUGUUUCCCCUUCUUAUCCACUUCUCUCGAAGAGAAAUGCGGUCCACACCUAAAUUAACUUAUUGUAUUUCACCAUUAUUAUUAUUAUUAUUAUUAUUGUAUAAACCACAAGUUUAGUAAGUUUUAGUGACUCCUUAACUAUAAACUACUGGAGUAGAGCCUGUAUGUUGUCCUACCACACAUCCAAUCAGGCUUCUAAGAUAACAAAUCAGCAAGUUCAAUGCAAGUGCUUGGUAGCCUAAUUACCGUACGUAAAUUACUUUGUUGUCUUUUAGAGGUGCCCCCAUUUGGCAAAAUGAAGUAUUAAAGUCUUAAUUCAUUUUAUUUGUCAAACUCAAGUUGCUUUAAAAAUUUGAAAACCCUUGUAUAGGCUACAUAUAGGAAACCAUGGAACAAGAGUACUCUAGUGUCCUGACCUGGUUGAGGGGUCUCUGGGCAAAAUUUAGGGAAGCUGGUCCUUAGUGACAUCCCAAUACCAACCUAUUUAUAGAUAAUACAUAAAAAACAAAAAAAACAAACAAGGAAUCCCGUAGGCCUACCCUUUCACCACUCUUGUUAUAGGCUCCUCUGUUAACCUCAUCCUUGGCUUGAUUUACUUUUUAAGAGGUAAAAUUGGUUAAGACACACCAGGGAUGAUCAGCAUCCCUCGGAGCCCAAACACAUCAUUAUAUUUAUGAAAUGUUAUCAUUUAAAUAUUCAAAUAGUAAAACGUGUUCUUGCAGUGGCAGCUGCAGAAAUAGCAGAUGGGAUUUAAUGGUGAGGUUAUGCAUCUCCAUCCUUUGUUUUGUAAGACCUGAUUUAGGCCUGAAGCAUAAAAAAAAGCUUUCAUAAUUCUGCAAAGCACACCUGAUACUUUUAGUGCACCUUCAGGCAGGGCCACCAUUUAUAAUUCUCUAAACUGAUCCACAUUCACUGUCCUUUUGGGUAGAGAGAGCAGGGUGCACGUUAUAACUGCAGCAGAGCAGAUCACCCCAGAGUCCUUUAAGUUACAUCCAGUCUACUCUGCGGCACAUAUCCAAGGCAUGUGCAUGAUCAUGACUGCAGAGUACAUUUCUAAAAACUUAAAGAGGGUCGCAUUGCAAUGUGGACUUGAGGCCCCCUGUGCUGUAGCUAAGGGGUUGGAUGCAGGGCGAGCCGUGAGGGCAUCUGCUGUGUUCCGGUGUUCUGGGAAAAGGACAGUGCACACAGCUGUGCUCAGGGGGUAAAUGUAAAACAAACAUGCCUCACACAUGCUUCCCCCUCAGCUGUCAUGGCUCUGCUUUCAAAGAUUCAACCCCCCCCCUCCUCUUCCUCAUGGCCCACCUCUCGACACACACACACACACACACAGAACUGAUCCUCUCCCUCUGCUCACUUCCACUAUGUCCAGGCAGGGUCCAAGGCACAGCCGCACGGCCAAUCCAGGAAAGCUUUUUAAUUAACACUGAGCCAUUUGGAGGCUGUGGACUGCAGUAUUGUGUGUCAGGACAGACAGGUCCAUCUGUCUCCUGCUUGCUUUAAUGCAGACUAUUUUUCUGCACAGUGCACAAUGACAUACUGGCAUUCAGUAGCUCAGGUUUACACAAUGCAUCUCAAUUUAUUUGACUCCUCUGUGUAUUUAAGUGCCAUUAUCAUUGGGGGAAAAACAUCUCCAGUAACGCCUUUACAAUGAACAGCAGAAUGUUUCUCCUACAACCA